This is a messenger RNA of Quercus lobata, 783 nucleotides long. RefSeq lists its product as uncharacterized. The transcript has a single exon. The coding region runs from base 1 to 783 and encodes 260 amino acids. Lineage: Eukaryota; Viridiplantae; Streptophyta; Magnoliopsida; Fagales; Fagaceae. The record is from RefSeq and is a predicted model, not a curated record. Gene Ontology annotation, molecular function: nucleic acid binding; zinc ion binding.
AUGGAGUCCGAAAUAUUAGAUCGUAUCCAGCGAAUGCAAUUAACGGCGGACGAGGAUGAAGCCAUUACAGUACGUCCGUUGAGGAGAAAGCAGAUCCUAGAAGAAUAUUCUCUGAGUUUAAUUGGGAAGUUUCUUACAACUAGACCGAUUAAUAUUAGAGCCGCCAAGAACUUACUGAGAUCAACGUGGAAACUGGGGGAAGACCUGAAGGUGGUGGAACUAGGCAACGGACUAUUACAAUUCAAAUUUGCAAUGGAGAGCCAACUAAACUGGGUUUGGAGCAAUGGGCCUUGGUGUUUUGAUAACCACAUCCUUGCCAUGCGGAGAUGGGAAAAAGGUAUGAGUACCAGAACUGUGACUUUCACCCACCUACCGUUUUGGAUCCAAGUUUGGGACCUACCGUUCGACUUAAUCACUGAAGAAGCUGGACACGAUAUUGGGCGAGGACUGGGCAAGGUGAUUGACGUGGACUGCAAAGCUCUCAAAACUGACCAAGCCCAGUUUCUCCGAAUUAAGGUGGAGGUACCAUUAGACAAGCCAUUGAGGCGUGGAGGACCAGUCGUUAGUCCUGAAGGCGACGAGGCAAAAGUCGCUUUCCGAUACGAAAGAUUGGUCGGUUGGUGUUUUGCUUGUGGAAGGAUAGGUCAUGAGUGCAAGGAGUGCAGGGUGGCCACUGAGGUUGAAAAGUGGGAGAAGCCGUAUGGGGAAUGGUUAAAGGCAGGCACUCGCGGCAGACCGGAAACACUGAGAAACAACCAGAGAAGAUCAGAUCAGAGCCGGUGA